Molecule: messenger RNA, 4197 nt
Organism: Engraulis encrasicolus (European anchovy)
Lineage: Eukaryota; Metazoa; Chordata; Actinopteri; Clupeiformes; Engraulidae
Gene: nexmifb
Product: neurite extension and migration factor b
Exons: 7
Coding region: 1-4197 (1398 amino acids)
Biological process (GO): negative regulation of cell-cell adhesion mediated by cadherin; negative regulation of cell-matrix adhesion; negative regulation of cell adhesion mediated by integrin
Cellular component (GO): nucleus
Source: RefSeq, a predicted model, not a curated record
AUGGAGCCCACAGCCGCCAUCUCAGUCCUGGGGGAGGACUGCCUGCUCCCCCAGGGCCGCUCGUGCCUGGGCUGCUUCAUCGACACCAAGGACGCCACCCUACCCCCGUCCUCCGACUCUUCCUCCUCCUCCUCCUCCUCCGAGCCCGGGGUGAGCCUCAAGAUGGCCGGCGACCCCUGCAGCCGCGGUGCAGGAGACUACGACACCUGCCCCAUCGUGGACAUACACGGCAUACAGUGCAUGACCAUGAGCGUUGCCGACGACGACGCUGGAAGCUACGGCGACCAGCUUCUCUGCUCCGACCAGCUGCUCAGCUUCCCCCUGCCCCCCUCCAAACCCUUAUCAACCCAUGAUAAGAAGGUGGUGGGGGGCGACAGGACCACGUCGGACUGUGACAACAGCGACACGGACAUUGACCAGGCCGCCAAGAACCUGAACCUGUACGAGGGCCUGCUGCUGGACAAGUGCAGCAACGGCGAGGAGGCGGAGCUUCAGCUUCUGGCCAACUCAGCGCAGGACUGGGGCUACAUCGAGUCCUUCAUCAGCGAGAGCAAGAUGGAGCUGCUUGACCUGUGCUCCCAGAAAGAGCUGUCCGGCGUCAACCUCUUCUCCGAGGAGGACGUGGACAACUACAUGUUCGACGAUGACGACGACGACGAUGACGACUCGACACUGAGCAGCGACGUGUGCUCGCUGAAGAUCCGCUACGAGUCCUUCCAGGACAACAUGCGGGAGAAGACCAACGUGCUGCAGGAGGAGACACAGUUCAACUUCUUCCCCAGCGUGCUCGUCAACAACAACGACAACUGCCCCUCGAAGAAGGAGGACGGAGGCACGACGGCGGAGGAGGAUGAGGAGGAGGAGGAAGAAGAAGAUCUAGUCUUGUCGGAUGAGGGUGAUCGUAAAGUGGAGAGAUGCAACAGUCCAGGGGAAGGCUGCUCCCCGGACUACAGUCCUAAAAUGGAUUACGUUGUGGACUCUAGUGACUCAGCUGAGGAGUCAGGAGACUACAGUGAAGAUGACAGCUCCAGCUCGACCAGGUCCUCGGUGGAGAUGCCCCCAGACGGCAGCGGUGGCGGCAAACCUAAGCGGCGGCCGCUGACGAAGAAGGGCAGCCGAUCCUCCUCCUCCAAUCACCUGAACUACGGGCUGCGCGCCAAGAGGAAAGUGCGAUACAGCGAGGACUAUUUGUAUGACGUGGACUCUAUCGAGGGCGAGAGAAACGCAGAGAAGCGGGACAAGCAGGCGCCGGGCGUAAAAAAAGAGGAGCGAGAUGACGACUGGUGCCCCAAAAAGCAACGGAAGUCGUCCAACAAGAACAAAGAACCCCCGGUCAUAAUCAAAUACAUCAUCAUCAACAGGUUUAAGGGCGAGAAGCACAUGUCGGUUAAGCUGUUCAAAACGGAUCCAACAGCCACGACCGUGAGCUUAGAUACAGAGGCGAUGAGCAAAUACGAACAGCUGGCACCACUGAAGUGUUUCUGGCAGGAGCAGGAGCGGGAGAGAGAGGAGAGGCUUAAGCAGGCUCUGGGAGAUAAACCCAAUGUCCAUCCAAAUGGCCGCCACCGGCACCGACCCUUCAAUUCCAGCCCCCCUAAGAGGAAAUACAAGUUUGCAAACAGAUUUAGGAUUCAGAGGAUUCAUGCUACUGUGGAGCAGUCUCCAAACAGGCAGGGUUCCUCUGUUGCCUCUGUGACUGAGGAAGGCAGCAGUAGUAGUGGCACCAAAGAUGGCAGCGUACAGCCCACAGGAAGACCGUUACCACCAGUUCCCGCGCUAGGUCUCGCCCUUGCCUUAGACAAUGGCGGUGAUGUCACACACACACACAUCGCCGCCGCCGCCGCACGGCCACGGAAGAGCCGAUUGCAGCAGCAGAAAGAAGAAAAACUGCUCGGGUGUGACAAAGUCGUGCGGCUCCGCAAAUUCAAAAGCGAGGCCAGGCUGAGGAGCGAGAAAUUAGAGGAGGCAGUGCAGAGGGCUGCAGAGGGGACCGCCACUCACACACUGCUGGAUAAUCAGUCUACGGAUGCAGCCGUUGUGUUUGCCAUGGCAUCCGGCAAACCCACAACCUCUGAGCCAGUGGGAGACGAUGGCGUCUCCGUCAUCCCUGGAGGCUACCUCCAGACGCUCCUGGACGGUUCAGACUCGUCCAGCAAUGCCAGCGCUAUCAGUUACUACCCUCAGCAGAAUCCUCAGCCUCAGCAGCAGCAGCAGCAGCAGUAUGCGCCGCUGGGCCUGACGAUUGAGGACAAGCAGUUCUCCUCACUACAGAUGGCACAGAGCUGCGUCCUCUCCCCGCCCUCAGAGUCCGAGCUCCAGCAGUCACCCCAGUUCGUCUCACUACAGAUGGCACAGAGCUGCGUCCUCUCCCCGCCCUCAGAGUCAGAGCUCCAGCAGUCGCCCCAGAACUGCACCAACUUCACCCAGAUGUGGCACUCGCAGCUCUGCCACAACCAGCAGUUCGGCACAGACAUUUCCGGGGCACCACCACCACCACCAUCCUCAACCAACACCAUCCAGGCCUACCCGAAGACCACCACCGCCAUGCCCAUACAGAUACCCAUGUCCGCAGAAGAUAUGGCCAUGGCCGGCUACACUCAGGUGAACCUGGAGGGCAACAACUCCAGAGUGCUGUACGAAAAGAACUACCUGCCCGAGCAGGUGAUGCAGCAGGGGGCAGCGGACGGCGACUACCAGGUGGCGUUCAUAGACGCCGGGCAGCUGCAGUUCCAGCGUGGCACCCUCAACACAGACCACGGGCGGCUUACCAGCUUUGACUCCAUGGGCUCGCUCUCCGUGGCCUCGAGCAGUUACAGUAGUAUGAGCGUGAAGUCGUGCGAGAAGGAAGGGGGCGAGGAGGAUGGCAAUGGAGGUGGUGGUGGUGGUGGUGGGGAGACCUUUCUGGCCCACUGCAGCCCCAAGGUGCUGGUUCAGCAGAGCCUGGAAGCCAUCACGCCCCUGAGGGAGUCCACGGAUCUGCUGGACAUCUCCAACUUCACCCCGGACAAGUUCCGCCACUCGUCCCUGUCCGAGCUGUCCCCGCCGGAGACGCCCAACCUGUCCCCCCAGGUCAAGGGCAGAGAGAUGAAGAUCAUCGGGGGCGGCAAGGCCCUAAACUACCAGGACGUCGUCGUCAGCGAUGACAUGACCUGGAACUGUAACAUGAUGGAGCAGGUGACAGAACAUGUGAAUGUGGCCCCCUAUGCAACUGGGGACAACCACCAGUUUCAGAUGCACGUCUAUAAUAACAACAACACGAAUUGCGCUGGCGUAGGCGUCCUAGACAGCAAGGACGCUGCAGCUUGUGGGGCUGGGAAAGGCACAAAGUCGAAGAAGAGAAACGGCGGCAAACAGGCGGGCGGAGAGGGAGGCAAAAAGCCCCGCGCGCCUAAAGUCCCCAAAGGAGACAAGGCCAAGGCGCCGCGCCAGAACUCGCGCUCAUCCAAAAAGCUCAAAGCCCACCUUGAGGAGAAGGCGGGGAAAGGGAAAGCAGACGCAGGUGCGGCCAAUGACGUAGCAGCAGAGGGAGAGUGCCCUCCGGGCAUGAACUGGCCGGACGCAAACGGUCAUGGCGGCAACAUCGACGACCAGCGCGAGUUCGAGGAGCCCUCCAACAUUCUGUCCAACAUCGUGUCCGGCAUGGCGGAGGUCCAGCGGUUCAUGAUGGCCUCCAUCGAACCCCUCUGGGGAUCCCCCGUCGCCAACGCCAACGUGUGUCUCGCCCCCGACGCCAACAGCCUCAAGCUCAAGACGCUCAAGAUCCUGGCCGGCACGACCCCCGACCCUAAAAAGAAAGGAGGCGCAGCCGGAGCUGGGUCCGCCAAGGGUGGCAGGAAAGGUGCAGGCAAGGGAGCCAAAAACCAGGCGGCCAAAUUUAACCCCUUCUUUCCCCAGCUGGCACUGGGCUGCAACAUGUUCGACAAGCCCAACCUCUGCAUACCCGGCAUCAACGGGCCCGCGCACAAAAAGAUGUACCGCCACAAAACGAGUGCAAAGUUCCCCCGGAUCGAAACCAUAAAGGGGGGGAAGAGAGCGGCGGAGCGAGAGCCCAAUAAGGACAUGGCACUGAUGACCUCUUUUGAGAAACUGAGAAAAUGGAUACCCCCUUCUUGCCGCCUCCCCCUUACUGCCUGGCUCAAAGCACGGUGGGAAGCACACCUGUCAUGCUCAGCAUCUGACACGGAGCCAGAGACCUAA